Capsicum annuum is the source of this 950-nucleotide messenger RNA. RefSeq names its product cytokinin riboside 5'-monophosphate phosphoribohydrolase LOG7. Bases 143 to 772 code for a protein of 209 amino acids. Lineage: Eukaryota; Viridiplantae; Streptophyta; Magnoliopsida; Solanales; Solanaceae. Gene Ontology annotation, cellular component: nucleus; cytosol. Gene Ontology annotation, molecular function: hydrolase activity, hydrolyzing N-glycosyl compounds. Gene Ontology annotation, biological process: cytokinin biosynthetic process. The record is from RefSeq and is a predicted model, not a curated record. The transcript is spliced from 7 exons.
CAUUCCCAAAAUCCUCCACCUUCUUCUCCUUCCUAACAUUCCUUUUUGUCUAAAUCAAUCAUUAUUCACAUAUAUACACACAAAUAUAAAUAUAUAAAUAUUUAGAGAGAGAGAUAAGACAAAAAUAGAAAAAAGAAAAAAAAUGGAAGAAGAGAAAAAAUCAUCAAAGUUUAAGAGAAUUUGCGUUUUCUGUGGAAGUAGUUCUGGAAAAAAAACUAGUUAUCAAGAAGCUGCUACUGAAUUAGGAAAACAACUGGUGGAGAAAGGUAUUGAUUUGGUGUAUGGAGGUGGAAGCGUGGGUCUUAUGGGUCUUGUUUCUCAGGCAGUUCAUGAUGGUGGGCGCCAUGUUCUAGGGGUGAUUCCAAGGACUCUCAUGCCUAGAGAGAUAACGGGCGAAACGAUUGGAGAAGUUAGAACAGUCUCUGGCAUGCAUCAAAGGAAAGCUGAAAUGGCUAGGCAAGCUGAUGCCUUCAUUGCCCUUCCUGGUGGUUAUGGGACACUUGAAGAACUUCUUGAAGUCAUUACAUGGGCUCAACUUGGAAUCCACCGUAAACCUGUGGGAUUAUUAAAUGUGGAGGAGUAUUAUAAUUCAUUAUUAAGUUUUCUUGAUAAGGCAGUUGAUGAAGGUUUUAUUUCUCCAAUUGCACGUCGUAUUAUUGUGUCUGCACCAACAGCACAACAAUUAGUCAAACAACUUGAGGAACAUGUACCAGAAACAGAUGAAAUCACAUCAAACUUAAUAUGGGAUGAAGAAGUUCAAAGAUUUAACUAGUAUAUUUUAAUUUGCUUAGUAUUUAGAUAUAUAUUUCGAUCGGUAUAUAUAAUAUAUAGUACCAUACGUAUCUCUGGAUCAUCAUAUCGUUAUUAUUUAGAGGAAGGUCUUUUCGUUAUGGUGAUGUUGCUCUAGGUUUUUGUUGCAUGAAAAAAAAAGUAUUUUGUGAGAUUUAAUA